Messenger RNA from Camellia sinensis, 2290 nucleotides. RefSeq lists its product as uncharacterized. Lineage: Eukaryota; Viridiplantae; Streptophyta; Magnoliopsida; Ericales; Theaceae. The record is from RefSeq and is a predicted model, not a curated record.
GUUUUAUUCCCUUAAAAAUAUUUUCCCUAAGGUUUUCAGAUUCUCUUGAUUUUUUUUUCUCCCCUUUCUCCGGAAUCUUCGACCGAAACCCCGCACGCCCAAUCAAGCCCUAGAUCGGAAUCCUAGGGUUUGGAAUUUCGAAUUCCCAAUCAAUCAGACUCGAAAUUCUCGUGAUUUUCGAUUCUCUCCUUUUUUUUCUUUUCAUUUUGGUUAUUUGGGAAUUCCAAUUCCAAUUCCAACUCCAACUCGAUGGUUAAGUUGAUGAGAUCGGGUCGGGCGGACCCAGAGGCGGCGGCGAUUCGUGACAAGUUCCCGGUGAAGUCGGAGAUCGAGGACUCAUUGGAAGAAGAACACGGCCCUCUCAACAAGCGAUCCAAGUCCUCCUCUCCUUUCGAUGAGUUUAGCAGUGGAGAAAAUGAGUUUCCUAUCCCACCUUCACAAUACAAUCCACUUGAUGAGCCAAGCCCUCUGGGCUUGCGUCUGAGGAAAAGCCCCUCAUUGUUGGAUUUGAUACAAAUGAGGCUCACCCAAGGUAAUGUUUCUUCUGUAACUUCUGCACCAAGUGGAAAUCUUAGUUUGAGAGACAAGAAGGAUGUCAAGGGCACUGCUACUUCUGCUACAACUGACAAGCUAAAGGCCUCGAAUUUUCCAGCUGUGCUUCUUAGGAUUGGGCAGUGGGAGUAUGCGUCAAGAUUUGAAGGUGAUUUGGUAGCAAAAUGCUACUUCGCUAAGCAUAAACUCGUCUGGGAAAUUCUUGAGAGUGGUCUCAAGAGUAAAAUAGAGAUCCAAUGGUCAGAUAUCAUAGCUUUGAAGGCGAACUUGCCUGAUGAUGGACCUGGAUCCUUGACUGUCACGCUAGCUAGGCCUCCGCAUUUCUUCAAGGAGACCAAUCCACAGCCUAGAAAGCACACCUUAUGGCAGGCAACUGCAGAUUUUACCGAUGGACAAGCCAUUAUGCACAGGCAACAUUUUCUGCAAUGCACACAAGGCCUGUUAAACAAACACUAUGAGAAAUUAAUCCAGUGCGAUAUGCAUCUCAAUCUUGUUAGCCGACAGCCAGAGAUGGUUUUAGAUUCACCAUAUUUCGAUGCACGAGGCUCUGUUUUGAAAGAUCCAAACGAAUCUGAAGUCCAGGAAGUUGAUCAAUUGGAGACUGCCAAAAGAUCUCCGAGCUCUGGUUUCCAAGUUGUGGCAUCACCAUCCACAGCACAGUCUUGCUCCUUGAAGAUUGAAGAACAGAAUUCUGUUGGUAUAGCUUCGGAGCAUUCGUCACCAGAAUCUCCUUCCCCUAGCUCAGUGAUGGAUUUGCGUGCAAACGGAAGUCAUGGUGGAGAUGGUCUUCAGGCACAACGGGAUUGGGAACAGAUAAAAGUGCCAGGGCUCCGUCAAUCCAUGUCCAUGAGUGAUCUUGUGAACCACAUUGGACAUUGUAUUUCGGAACGAAUGGCCUCUGGAAAUUCACCAUGCCGGAAGGAAGCAUUAGAAUGUCAGGACAUGCUUGAGAACAUUGCACAGGCCCUGCUGAGUGAUACACAGUUUACAACAGCUUCUGAUGAGAAGACACUUAUGUCGAGAGUCAAUUCUCUUUGCUGCCUUCUGCAGGACCCUGCUACAGCCCCAAACAUGCAGGUCGAUUGUGAAAGUCAAUUGCAGGGACUUGAUGAUCGAAAGCACAUUCAAGCUUCUGAAUCAAUGCAUGAGAAUGCAGCUGGAAGUAUGUCGAGGAAGGACUCGUUUGGGGAUUUACUGCUUAGUCUACCUCGGAUAACAUCUCUGCCGAAGUUCUUGUUUGACAUAUCAGAAGAUGACGAGAACCAAGACAGGUAAUGCAUGUUUUUUCUUUUAUUUAUUUCAGAAGGUGGUGAGGAUCAAGCUGCUGAGAUUUGUGUUUCUUGUACGUCACUAUAAUCAUAGAAGUUGUGGCUGGUUAUUUGGACUCUUGGGGAGUUCUAGGGUUCGGAAAAUUUGUUUUGAUGAAGAAUCCUGAUAUUCCCUAUACGAGAAUCUUGGUUGUAGGUGUUCCAGAUCCAUUUUCCGUGGAGGAAAAUGGAUUUGUAUGUUAUCAGUUAAGUUCCUCAACCAUAUUAAGGGCUUUGUUGUCUACUUAUCUUUGCUUAAUCAAUUUUUUUUAGUAGGCUCUGCACUUUUUAUGUAAAUGUUGUAAUGGGGAUGGGAGUGAUGUUAGUCCAGUCCUGGAUUCAAUAAUUUGAAUAGCAAUGUUGUUUCUGAUCCAUAUAAUACAUGACAUUUAUUUGUUGAUUUCGUUAUUUAUUGAGGUUGAUUUAUGGAA